Molecule: messenger RNA, 3032 nt
Organism: Psammomys obesus (fat sand rat)
Lineage: Eukaryota; Metazoa; Chordata; Mammalia; Rodentia; Muridae
Gene: Samd11
Product: sterile alpha motif domain containing 11
Exons: 14
Coding region: 424-2937 (837 amino acids)
Biological process (GO): positive regulation of transcription by RNA polymerase II
Molecular function (GO): DNA-binding transcription activator activity, RNA polymerase II-specific; protein binding; RNA polymerase II cis-regulatory region sequence-specific DNA binding
Source: RefSeq, a predicted model, not a curated record
GCAGCUGUGGGGCGGGGAAAAGCGGGCUGGGGCUUAGAACGCUCGCUGGACUACGAGCAGGACUGACGAGUCCGCAACUUCUCACUGCCCGGCUCAGCCCAGCUCUGAGCCAAGGACUGGCCCUGGGCUCGAGUGCAGUUGGACUUCAGACGCUCUGCAAAGAGCAGAGACCUAGGACCCGGGAGCAGAGGACCAAGAUCUGAGGCAGUUCCAGGAGCACCAUGCCUCAGGCGGUCGAGGCCAAGAUAACCAGCCAGACAACUGUCCAGGGAGGCCCGCCGGCUGCAUCAUCUGAGAGCACUGAAGCACAGUAGCCGGCCGAGUGAGUGUGUAGUCAGGCUCUAUCCAAUGCUUCCUGACCCUGAGACCCAACUCCAACCAAAAUAAAUUGAGCAGGCAACAGAAAGCCUCCAUCUGAGUGCCAUGCCAGCUGUGAAAAAAGAGCUCCUGGGCCGCAAGGACCUGGCCCUGGCUCUGGCUACCUUCCACCCGACCCUGACCUCACUGCCGCUGCCACCACUGCCCGCCUACUUGGCGCCACUGCCCGCUGCAGCAGCCCUGCCUUCGGCUGCCUCGCUGCCCGCCUCAGCCUCCAGCUAUGAGACAUUGCUAGCUCCAUCACUCUGCCCCCCGCGCGCUUACCUUAACCUGCACGAGGCCGCGCCUCAUCUCUACUUGCCCGGAGACCCGCUGGCCUUCCAGUGCUUCUCAGCGACAGCAUCCGCGGCACCGGAUUUCCAGCCGCUGAUAGACAAUGGUGAGCCAUGUAUCGAGGUGGAGUGCGGUGCUAAUCGUGCACUGCUCUACGUACGCAAACUCUGCCAGGGCAGCAAGGGCCCGUCCAUCCGCCACCGAGGCGAGUGGCUCACACCCAACGAGUUCCAGUUUGUCAGCGGCCGCGAGACGGCCAAGGAUUGGAAGCGCAGCAUCCGCCACAAAGGGAAAAGCCUGAAGACACUUAUGUCUAAGGGGAUCCUGCAAGUGCAUCCCCCGAUCUGCGAUUGUCCAGGCUGUAGAAUAUCCUCGCCUGUGAACCGGGGACGGCUAGCUGACAAGAGAACAGUCACUUUGCCCCCUACACAUGCCCUAAAGAAAGAAAGAACCUCCAGUUUCUCAGCCAGCGAUGGUGAUAGUGAUGGAAUUGGCCCAGCCUGUGAGCAACAACCAGUCCUGAAGCAGGAGGAUGAUCCACACGUCCAAAUCAUGAAGAAAAGAGUUCACACCCACUGGGAUGUGAAUAUUUCCUUCAGAGAAACAUCCUGCAGCCAGGACAACGACCUCCCUACCCUUAUAUCCAGUGUACAUCGAAGCCGUCACCUCGUUAUGCCUGAGCAUCCAAGCCACUGUGACUUCCAGAGAGGCAACGUGGAGAUUGGCCUUGGACCUGGAGGUGACCUGUUGGGCAAGAGGCUGGGCUGCUCCUCCUACAUUACCAACAACUGUUCUUCAGAGAAAAAGGCCCGAAGCAAGUCCCCCCAAGAGACUCUGCUGCUUCCAGAGCUGGAAUCUACAAUGGCACCUGAGGACCACUACCAUCGGCUCAUGUCAGCCCUGUGUGAGGCUGGCCCCUUUGAGGAAACUCAACGUCUCUACCACUUGGGUAUCCCCAGUCAUGAUAUGCUAAGGGUACGGCAGGAAGUGGCAACAGCCACUUUGAGGAAUCCCAACAGCUUGGAAGUACACCUGCCCUCAUCUACAGCAGUCCACCGACGGAAGCAAGGCCUUGUUCAGCACCGGGAGGGAACAGUUCCAGCUGCUACCCCAUCCUUCUCUGAAAGGGAACUGUCACAGCCACCCCCUUUGCUGUCGCCCCAGAAUGCUCCCCAUAUUGCCCUGGGCGCCCAUCUCCGGCCUCCUCUUCUGGGGGUACCCACAGCUCUCUGUCAGACCCCAGGUUACAGCUUCCUGGCUCCUGCCCAAACUGAGAUGUUAGCCCGGCAGCAGGAGCUUCUACGGAAGCAGAACUUGGCUCGGUUGGAGAUGUCCGAGUUGCUUAGGCAAAAAGAACUGGGCAGUGCUCACCGCCCACAGCUACUGGCGCCAGAGGUAGCCCUGCAUAUUCCUGAGGGUCCUGAUGAGCUCCAGCGACGUGGCUCCAUGCUGGUUUUGAAACACAGCUCAGCACCACUACUGGCCCUGCCAUCCAAGGGACCCCCAACCCCAUCCAAGGAGUCUGCCCGAAGCCGAUCCCAAAAGGGGAGUCUUGGUGCUGCCUCAGCCCGGCCCAAUGAACCUAAUGAGACUGCCCUCUGGGCUCAAGAUGUCUCUGAGGAACCAUACAAGGACUCAGAUGGAGACGACCCUGAGAUAGCAGCUGCCAGGGUCGGGGCCUCUACUCCCAGCCAAGUCCCAUCAGGAGGGACCAGAGCAGAAGGAAAGGGGCUUCUCUCAGGGUCCACACUGACCUCUCCACUGCCCCUGGGAUUCCCCUGUGGGGCAGCCAGCCCCUACUUCCGCACAGGCACCAUGGGGGGACUCUUCACUGAUGAGGGGACCAUAGCCCCUGACGACGUCAACAAGUGGACUGUAGAUGAUGUCUGCAACUUCGUGGGGGGCCUUUCUGGCUGUGGCGAGUAUGCCAGGGUAUUUAGAGAACAAGGAAUAGAUGGAGAAACUUUGCCUCUCCUGACAGAAGAGCACCUUCUAAAUACCAUGGGAUUGAAGCUAGGGCCUGCUCUCAAGAUCAGAGCACAAGUAGCCAAGCGCCUGGGCCGUGUCUUCUACAUGGCCAGCUUCCCUGUGGCCCUGCCUCUACAGCCGCCAAGCCUUCAAGCACCUGAGCUCAGCCCAGGACAGCAACCCCUGUCCCCAGCAACCACCACCUCCCCAUAUGAGGGGGCCCACUUAUCCACAGGCCGAGCCUCACCCAAACAGGAGAAUGGGUCAGGGACCAUAGCUUUGCUCCCAGGGGACCCAGAUACUUCCCAGCUUCUCUAACCAUCAUACUCUCUGAUACCCAUGAAACUGACCACCCCCAGGGUAUUUUUCCUUUUGAUUUUAGAUGCAAAAACACCAAGAAUAUUUUUUUUUAA